AUGUCUUCGACUCCAGAAGAUUACUCUUGUGGCGGCUUGCUUUCUUCUCCAUCUGGGACAUUACAGAGUCCAUUUUACCCCAGAAAUUAUCCAAACAAUGCCAACUGUGUUUGGGAAAUAGAAGUAAAGAACAACUUUUACGUCACACUCACAUUUAGAGAUGUUCAGAUGGAAGGCGGCAGAUGUCUGUCUGAUUAUGUGGAAGUCUAUGAUGGGCCACUCUAUACCUCUCCUCUCCUCGCGAAAUUUUGUUCUGGUUCUUUUCGCACAUACAAAUCUUCCUCAAACCUGCUGACUGUCCGAUUUUACAGCAACUCUCGAUAUACAUACAGAGGGUUUCAGGCUGACUAUUAUUCCAGUCCAGCAGAUCAGAGCACUACACUGUUGUGUUUGCCGGACUACAUGCGUGCAGUUGUGAGCAGAUACUACCUUCAGUCACAAGGCUACUCUCCUUGGAAACUCUUCUUGAAUGACCCCUAUUGCAAACCCAACAUCACAUCACAGUAUGUUAUAUUCGACAUACCAUACACUGGCUGUGGCACAGUGAGAGAGGGAAACAACAAUACAAUAACCUAUUCCAACCUUAUUAGAGGAUCCUCUUCUGGUACUGUAAUCACAAGAACUAAAAAUCUUCACUUGCAUAUCCACUGCAAAAUGCUCCAGAACACAUGGGCACAAAUAAUGUAUGUUGCGGAGGACAAUUAUGAGGUCAACGAAACUCAGUAUGGCAGAUAUGAUGUAAACCUUACAUUUUAUCAUUCUUCAUCGUUCUCGUGGCCAGUGUAUGAGUCACCAUACUAUGUUGAUAUCAACCAGAAUUUGUAUCUUGAAGCUUUCCUGCACAGCUCUGAUUCAAACCUGGUGUUAUUUUUGGACACGUGUGUGGCAUCUCCCACUCCGGACAAUUUUACAACAGUGACCUAUGACAUAAUCAGGAAAGGGUGUGUUCGAGAUUCCACCUAUUCUACGUAUUAUUCACCCUACGGACACAUAGUCCGGUUUAAAUUCAAUGCCUUCCAGUUUAUCCGUCACAGUCCAGUGGUAUACCUGCAGUGUGAACUAGUGGUGUGCAGGGCCUACGACUAUUCUUCCAGGUGCUACCAAGGUUGUCUUACUAGGUCCAAGAGAGAGGCAAGCGCUGGCCAAGAAAGAGUGACUGUUGUUGCUGGCCCAAUACAGCUUCGGGAAGCUGAUGUUGAGAAACAGAAAGCCAGUGAUUUUAACUAA
This is a messenger RNA of Charadrius vociferus (killdeer), 1227 nucleotides long. RefSeq names its product deleted in malignant brain tumors 1 protein-like. The coding region runs from base 1 to 1227 and encodes 408 amino acids. NCBI's taxonomy places the organism in Eukaryota, Metazoa, Chordata, Aves, Charadriiformes, Charadriidae. The record is from RefSeq and is a predicted model, not a curated record. Gene Ontology annotation, cellular component: cell surface. The transcript has 6 exons.